Molecule: messenger RNA, 2902 nt
Organism: Diachasmimorpha longicaudata
Lineage: Eukaryota; Metazoa; Arthropoda; Insecta; Hymenoptera; Braconidae
Gene: Sec10
Product: Secretory 10
Exons: 7
Coding region: 578-2446 (622 amino acids)
Biological process (GO): Golgi to plasma membrane transport; exocytosis
Cellular component (GO): cytoplasm; exocyst
Source: RefSeq, a predicted model, not a curated record
UAAAGCGAGGAACAGUUAUGAACGAAAAAAUUAAUUCACUGUCCGGGAAGAUGAGGUAUUAAAGAUAAAUGUGAUUUUGUAAACGAUAAAGGGUUUCAAGAUGCUGCAACAGUAUAUGAAGGAGCUCGAACAGGGCGAAUUGAGUACUCGAACCAAUAUCAUUAUGAAAAUUCCGAUAUCGCUCUUAGAUUCGGAGAUAUUGCUAAAAAACUCGAUCAAGAGAUUACUCAAAUCUCAUUUUACCACUUCGCUACUGAAAUAAUGUUCCUGAGAUAUAUUUGAACAUAAGCGUGGUUGUUGGAGAAUUCUUACGACAAAAUAGUUGGAGCCCUUCGAUCCUGAGGAGUUUGUGGAGCGUUUAGCCUGGCGAACAGUGAAUGAUUCAGUGGUGGACGGACUGAAGGGCUCGUUUGAUCCAGUUGUGGUACACGAGACAUUUGUCCGAGCCAUCAAGGACCUUCAGGUCCUCGAGGAGCGUCAGCAGAAGAAGUGUGAGAAGCUGGAACUUGGCCUCAAGGAGGAGGACACUAGGCAUACUCUGGAGAUUAUUGAUCUGCAGGAAAAAAACAAGAAAGCAAUGGAACUAUUUCAUCAGCUAGAUGAGCGGAUCAACUUCGUUGCGACAAAGGUACUUCACCUGGGGGAUCAGCUGGAGAGUGUUAACACCCCCAGGGCUCGGGCCGUGGAGGCUCAGAAGUUGAUGAGACACUUCUCUGAAUUUUUGAGCCCUGGACCAUUGACUGAUCCCAUUUUCGCAGACAAAUCGACGUUGGACAUUGCAGCAGAUGUGAUCCAAAAACUCCACUUAAUAUCGCAAGAGCUCCCAUCUGAUAAAUUCAACGAAGCGAAGGAGAAAAUCGCCUCGAAAUACGACGAAAUCGAGCGGAGUCUGAUCGACGAAUUCGUCCGGGCCCACAACAGCAAUGAUGCAGAGCGAAUGAAGGAAUUAGCAAGUGUAUUGUCGCAUUUCAAGGGCUAUUCGGAAUGUAUAAAUGCGUUCAUUGAGCAAAGUCGAAUGGGAUCGUGCGGCUCCAAGGAUGUUUUCGUCAAUGUCAUCCCCAUGUGCCAGAAGAAUUACAAACUCAUACAGCAAGUCUUCUCAAACCCUGAACAAGUCAUGGCAAAAUUUAUCCUCAAUAUUUAUCACCUCAGACUGCAGGAUUGUGCAGUUAAAAAGCUAGCUGAUCAAACGGACUCCGACAAGUAUUUGAGUAAUUUAUAUGAUCUUUACUCCAAAACUACGAAAUUGUCCAUGGACUUGAGGCAGUUUGAUUUGGGAACUGAUGAGGCUUAUUUGACUAAAUUGACGAGAAAUAUUUUUCAAAAGCAUUUGGAUACUUAUCCAAGUAUCGAGUUAAAAGCCCUACGUGAAAAAUCUGCAGCCCUUCUGAUCGAAUACUAUGAGUCGAAAAAUCAUCAGAAGAAGCAACUUCAGACCGGUGGCUUUCAGGAGCUCCGACGUGACAUUCAAGCAGUACUGGGUACCAGGACCAACAUAAACAUUGCGCAAAUAGAGGACUACGGUGGUGAGACGUUCCUCUCGGAGGAGCUCGCCAUAGCCCUCCUCCAGAGGUCGAAGCUCGCUUGUCAGAGGUGUCAGGCUCUCUCGCAGCCAGCAGAUCUGCCUCUCAAUGCUCUCAUGAUACUGGAGAUCCUCCUCCAGCACUUGAUGAACGAGCAUGUCGACUAUGCCCUCGAGCUGGGUCUCCAGAGUGUUCCCAUUCCAGAGAGUAGAACUCCCCCUGACAUUCACUUCUUCAGGAUAGCACGGCAGUGCAACGUAAUCGUUAAACUUCUUGAGGAGCAAUUCAACGACAGUAUCGUCCCACUGGUGAUCUCUACACCGAAGCAUGGGGACUGUUUAUCCAGGCAGAAGUCGGUUUUACUGCAGAUCGAGAUGAAGCUGGACACCGGCCUGGACAGGAGCAUCAAUGCCAUUGUCGGAUGGGUCAGAAUGUACCUUCAAAGUGAGCAGAAGAAGACUGAUUUCAAACCUGAGGGGGAUGUCGACACUCUAAGCACUCCGGCUUGUUUAGCUGUGGUUCAAUAUGUCACCAGCAUGAUCAGGCAUAUAAGGGACAGUCUCGAUGGAAAGAAUUGCGAGAAUGUUCUAACGGAACUGGGAAUCAGGUUUCACAGGGUCAUUUAUGAACAUCUCCAGGGGUUCCAGUUCAACUCUGCUGGGGCCAUGUGUGCUAUCUGCGAUAUGAAUGAGUAUCGAAAAUGUGUCAAGGAGUUGGGUGUGGGAAUCGUUAGCUCAUUAUUCGAUACUCUUCAUGCUUUGUGUAAUUUAUUAUUGGUGAAACCUGCGAAUCUUAUGCAAGUGUGCACUGGGGAUCAACUGGCGAUGUUGGAUCGAGCAACUUUAGUCAGCUUCAUCCAAUUGAGGACUGAUUAUAAGACUCAGAAGCUAGCAAACUUCCUCAAGGGUCUGGCAACGACGUAAUAAAUGUCAUAUGUUGUGACAUUUUCACCCCAAGAAAACGUCACAAUUAUGUUGUGAAAGGGAAAUAACGAAUGUAAAGGAAAAACACUUUUGAAAAUAAUAAACGACUCGUUAGCAUAUUAAACGUAUUAACCUUCUUAUUUCAUUCAAUUCUGUUUUUUCCCUAUAACAGUAACUAUGGAGUGUGGUGAUGUCACCGGUACAGUUUUCAUGAGUACAAUGCCUCGAUAAAAAAAACAUUCAACUCAACGUAUUGUACCUUAAAAAUUAUUAAAUUUACUGAGUUUCAUCGUUAAAUUUUCGUUUUUUUUUAUAAAUAAAAACCUAAAUUUUACGUGUGACAUUACAGUACUAAAAUACACAGUUUCACUUGCUUGGGUCUAUCGGAGUUUUGAAACCCUCAAAAACUAAAUGAUUUAUAAUUCUUCAGGCGUUCGUUUUCAUUCGUAUUUUUAU